AUGGAUGAGCGAGAAAAGUCGCACUGCAAAAAUGCUUCUACUUCUCAAAAUAGUUUAAAAAUGGAAAUAAUAGAAGAUGGAAAUUGGAUGAAUGUUAAAACAAUUCAACAAGAUGAGCCAAUAGCUCAUUCAUCAACACUUGAUAAAAAUGAUAAAGAUGCUGUCAUAUCUUAUUCAACAAAUCGUGAAAAAGUUUAUCAUAAAAACGCAGGAACUAUUGAAGAGAUACAUGUUCUGGAAAGUUCAGGUAGAACUACCAGAGAUUUUGCCGAAGAGCAUUGGUCAUCGGAAAUUAAAUCAUAUGUAAUGCCUGAACCACCUAAAUUUAUACAGGUAAUUAAAGCAUUUCGAGUAUUAGCCACUGAUACAUUAACACUUGUUGUUGAAGUACAAAGUGAUCCACCAGCAAUUUUUGAAUGGUUUUGUAAUGAUAGACCAAUACAACAAAAUCGGCGCAAAUUUAAGGCACGUCAUGGAAUUAACAUUACCACUCUGACCGUUGAGGGCCCGGAACAGGGUGUGUAUAAAUGUACUGCACGGAAUCCGGUUGGCAUAUCCACUACAUAUGGCUAUGUUACUGUCAAUGCUCCACCAUCAUACAAAACAUGGUUAGAGCAAACAUAUGUAGUUAAUGAAGAAAUGAAUAUGGAAAUUAUCGAUAAAGAAAACAUCGAAACAUCGACCGAUAUUCCACCCAAAUUUAUCCAACAAAUACCAAAUUUAACAUUACGACCUGGUACUGAAGCACUUAUUGAUGUUGAAGUGGAAGCAUCGCCACCAGCCAAAUUUACUUGGUACGUGAACGGUGUCCAGUUUCGUGAUACGGUGGGACAGAUCGAAGUUUAUUAUCCGGUAGCUAAUCGUUGUAUUGCCCGAUUUCCAAUUCCUCAAAAGGGUGAAUACAAAGUAAUUGCGGAAAAUAGAGCCGGUAAAGAGCACAGCAUCGGAUAUAUUGAUAUCAAAAAUGAAGUUAUGCAUCAUCAAACACAGUUACCACCUCUACCAAAUGAUCAUAUCUAUCAUCAUUCAUCGUAUGCCGAAUCUGAACAUCGUGAUAUACCAUUGUUACAAGGUCGAGGACGAGCAUCUUCAGUAAGUAGAAUAAUUGAUUAUUAUGAAGAAAGUAGCUAUUAUCAACGCUCGACAAGCUUACCUCGACAAAUUGAUUAUCCAUAUGAAAUUAAGAAAACAACGGAAAUCAUUCGAAAGCGAAAAGAUGACUCAGAACAAUUGCAACAACAACAACAACAACAACAACAAAGGAAGGAAGAGCAACAUCGUGAACAACAAUACUUAUCAUUAAAAGAAUUUGUUGAAACAAAAGAAGAACAACUACUACAGCCUAUAAAACGUCGACGUUACAGUGAAACAACACAACAUUUGCUACCACAAAAACCAAUUUUUACUAGUAAAUUACCAGUUGAAAUUGCAAUUGGUUCAGAUGAUGAUUUGAUGCUCAAUGUUGAUUUUAAAGCAAUUCCAAGAGCAGAUGUGAAAUGGAAUGUAAAUGGAUUUGAAUUAAAAGAUUCAAAAAAAGUUACAAUAGUUAAUGAAAAUGAUCAUUCAACGCUUACCGUUCGAUCACCAAUUCGCUAUGGACGUUAUAAUGUGACAAUAAUGAAUGAAUAUGGUAUGAGUAAUCAAAGUACACGAGUUCAUUAUGAUGUGAAUAAAGAAGAUGAAAAGAUGACUAAAGAACAAUCAUAUCAUUUGGAAUCGAAUAAACAACCGAUUGCUGCUAGUAUUACUACCACUGGAUUAGUAGAUGGUUGGGAAUUGAUCGAUGAACAACAACGAUCGAGCAAAUCAGCUGAUUCAUUUGAAACUGUUAAAUAUGUGGAGACAGUUCGAGCAGCUACAGAAGGUUAUGAAACACCAACACCAACACCACGUGAGGAAGCGUUCACUUCACGUCAAUCAUUUCAUUCAUCUACGUAUAACGUACGUCAAAAUGAAGAAAUUAUUGAUGGAAGGAGUACAAAUAAUUAUGAAACAUCAAAAAUUCCACCACAAUUACUACCAAAACCAAUAACACCUAUCAUUCAUGAACCGUUAGAGAGAGUAAAUGUUUCCGAAAUAUCACAUACAUCACCUUACACAGAAAAACGAUACGAAGAAGUGACAAGUGGCAUUUCGAAAAUUAUUUAUGAAACACCGCAGGCAUUAUUGUUACCAUCGAAAUUUACUACUGAACCAAUGUUAGAUACAACAACAUUUACGGAACAAAAAUACGAGGAAGUUAAUGGUAUGGAAAAUGGAUAUGAAAUCAUAAAUGAUAAUGUAUCAUCCACAAAAACAAAAUUACAAAAAGAAAUUGAUAUCGAAAAGAAAACAUUCCGUAUUCCAGUACAUCGUGUUCCGGAACCAAUUCCAAAAUAUCCAUUCAUUUUAAAGCAACCGGAGCCGGAAAUUCGUCUAAAAGCAGGUGAAAAGCUUGUGUUAGAAUCUAAAGUUGAAUCAUCACCACCAUCUCAAUUCAAAUGGUAUCAGAAUAACUUUGAAGUCCGACCAUCAUCAUCAGUCAUUCUUGAAAGUCCAACAGUGAACGAAAGUCGGGCUACAUUUUUGAAACCAAUUAGUGGUACUUAUAAAAUGGUUGCUUCCAAUAUUCAUGGUUCGUGUAGCAGUACAACCCGUGUGAUUACUGAAGUUACUGAAGAAUGGACAACUGAGUCUACUGUUUCCGUGAUUCGAUCAGUGCCGGAGAAGCUAGAAUCAAAAUAUCAGCUUGUAAAAAGAUCUCAUAAAGGAACACGAGAUGAUUUACCCAAAGCUCCUCGAAUUGUGGAAGCUUUCGCUCCAAUUCUCAAAAUUGCCAAUAAUGAACCGCUCACAUUACGUGUUACUGCAGAUGCAAUACCGGAAGCGGAAUUCCGCUGGAUGUUAAAUAAUUUCGAAGUAAGACCGAGUCAAACAGUUACUGUUGAACGCCUCGGAGUAAAUAUUUCACAAGCUACAUUCCAUAAUCCGAUAAGUGGACGAUACGAAGUGAUAGCUACAAAUUUAUUAGGUCAAGAUUCAUGCUCUGGGAAAGUAAUUGUUGAUUAUGCAGAAGAGGCGCAAAUUGCCCCAAUUCAACCAAUCGUAAGACCAGUUAUUCCUAAAAUUCCUGUCUUUAUAAAAGCACUACCAGGUGAAACACAGUUAUAUCCUGAUGAACAAGAAUUCCGUCUUUCUGUAUCGGUGCAUGGUGAGCAACCGAUUACAUUCCGUUGGUUUGCAGAUGGUAGUCUUUUGUCAAAUAGUGUCGAACAUCAAAUGAUUAAUGAUUUAGAAAACAGUACAUUAGUUGUACGUAAACAAACCGUAUGUGAUGUCGAUUAUGCGGUUGAAGUCUCCAAUACUUACGGAGCUGUAUGGUCUGAGACGACAGUAAGGCCACCGUCACCAACGACAUCUUUCACUGCUAGCAGUGCUACUUCAGUGGAAAGUUCAUUAGCAGAAGUGAAUGAUACACAACCAUCCUCACCACGUUAUACUAUCAUCUUAGCCGAUAAAGAUUUACAACAAAAUGAUGAAUUUACCGCACAUGUAGCUAUUAAUGUGGAAUCUAGUCCGUGUGAAUUUUUCUGGACUCUUAACGGACGUGAUAUCCGUACAAUUCCGGGAUUUCAUAUUGAAUCUACAUUUUAUGAAUCUACUAUUUACAUCAAAUCGAUGUUAUCAAAACAUUCUGGUGAAUUAUCAGUUGUAGCAAGUAACAAAUAUGGUACUGCAAGGUCAACAGCUAAAAUCAUCGUUCAUCCAUUACGUGAAAAAUCAUAUGAAUUUAUUUCGGAAAUAGAAACUAUACCAGCUGAACGACCACCACGAAUUGUUUUACCUUUACGACCUUUCGUUUUUCGAGCAGGUGAAUCACUGGAAUUACGUUGUCGUGUUGAUGGUUUGCCACGACCGGAAGUAUUCUGGACCAAAGAUGGAAUUCGUGUUGAUGAUGGAAUGGUAGAAAAAGAGCUCAUCACUCUUCAAUAUCCGGAUGGCAGACAUGAAUUAAUUAAUCCGCACUGUGAACCGGAAGAUGCUGGUUUAUACCAGUUAACAGCACGUAAUAUCCAUGGAUCCACAAAUACUUCAGCUUAUAUUCACGUUGAAAGUAAGCAGAAAACGAGGAGAGAAACAGUAGAAACGACAACAACAGAAACGAGAAGUGAAAUUCAAGAAGUGAUUCAUCGAGGAGUAUCAAAGCCACGAUUCAGUAAUGUAAUAUCGAAACAGUAUGAGGAUGAUAUGAUUGUGAGUUGUAAAGUGAUAAGUGAAACACCAGUAGUGAUAUCGUGGUUUAAGGAUGGACAACGUCUCUAUCAAACUUACAAGUAUCGCAUGCAGAAAUUAUCUGAUAAUACGUAUACGCUUACAAUAUGCAAUGUUGACAAAUGGGAUGAAGGCUCAUAUACAUGCCAUGCUGAAAAUACAUAUGGUAGCUCAGAAACAAGCAUGUUUAUUCGACCUUUAGUUAAAACUCGAGAAAUAAGUGAGGAGAUAUUAGUUGAAGAAAAUGAUAGUGAAGUAAUUGGAUUGCAGGAUAAUAUUGGCUAUGUGAAGAAGAGAUACACCGAUACAACGGUUAAAGUAUCAGUAGAGCCUGAAGUAAGCGGUAGUCAAGAGGUAUAUAGUCAUACGGCGGAACUACGAAAAACUGAAGCUGAAUAUAAGCUAUUGGUAAAAGUUGCCGAAAUUGUUGCAAGUAAAUUAGUCGCUAAAGUAAUAAUCGAUGAAGCAAUAAAUAUAGCACUGAGACGAAUGAAUGUAGUAUCAAUUGAAUCUAGUGAAGAGGAAGAAUUUGAAUCAAUCAAUGAACAACAGCCAUGUCCACCAAGAUUUGAAACAAAUAUCGAAUGUUAUACAGUUGAUAUUGGUGAUGCUGUCGUGUUGCAUACUGAUAUUAGUGGAUAUCCUCAGCCAAAUGUUGAAUGGUAUUUUGGUGAACAAAAACUUGAACAAUCUGAACAAAUCGAAGUGAAAUAUGUGAAUCAGCAAGCUAUAUUAACAAUUAAAAAUGUGCAAAAGAAACAUGAAGGCACUUAUUAUUGUCAUGCGGAAAAUGAUUACGGAAAAACGGUUUUGCCAUGCAAUUUACGCGUGACUGAUACCGCCAUUGAUUGGUCCGAAUCCACGCAUAAAAUGACUCGUUCUCCGCUGAUUUACACUUUAUCAGAAACUGAAACGGAAGUAUCUUCAAAUGUUCAUGUUACUCACGCUGCCGAAUCCUACGAUCAUUAUUUCUCCACUAUUCAGCCAGAAACUUUUGCAUUGGGUUAUUCGUGUCUUGCAUCAACCAGUAAAAUUCACGAUGAUUCCGUAAUCAUAACACGUGAAUCGAUGCAAAAAAUGAUUGAAAGAGAGCAAGAAGUAACGGAAGUAAUGCUAAACGUAAAUGUUGAACGUACACCGUCAGUUUUCAAGCAUGAUGCACGUAUUUUACGAUCAACAGAUGAAAGCGUUACCAUAUGUCGACGUGAACCGCAAUCUACGAGAGCAGAAGAAGUAAUUCAAACUAAUGAUAUACUUUUGAUUGGUGAUCAACGUGUCCUGAAACAACAUCAAUCAGUGGUUAAUGCCAUAACAACAGUUGUGUUCGAGAAGCCAUCACAACGAGCUGUUCAUGAAAUUACCUGCUUAUACGAUGACAAGGCUUAUGUAAGCAAAGAGAAAGUUCAAGCUGUUAGUACAAUUGAUCUUAAAAGAAUCGAAAUUGUCAAUGAACUUAUCAGUACCAUUAUGGCUACAGAGGAAAAGUUCCGUGAAGCAUAUGCGGAAGCAAACGUUGACGUAAGAUGUCCGGAUGCCAUAUUUGAUCAUUUCAUAAAAAUUGUUGAAUCGGAACAGGAAAAUCUUAGCAUACAUUUGAUUGCACCGAUACUUGUAAAAAAUCUUGCAACUUCCGAUUUUCACUUGCAACAAAAAUCGGAAUCAUUGCAUGCAGAAUCAAUAUUUAUUGAAUAUCCAAGAAAGAAUGCUACAGCUGAACAAAGAAUUGUUAUACUUCAAAGUUCAUUCCAAAAAUUCAGUGAAGCUAUUACAUGGAACUUGAAAAAGAUUUCUAAAGAAACAACGGAAGAUGAUAUAACAGUAGCGCAUGCAACUAUUAAAGUAUACAAACCGGAAGAGAUCGGUGAGUAUGUAACAACAGUUGUCGAUACGAGGAGAAUGGUUCCGGAAUUACUUGCUAUUGCUGCUGCAGCUAGCAAGCUUAAGCUUACCAGCGUUUUUGUAACAUUCACCAAGAAAGGAGAUGUGGCACAUCAAGCACUUGUCAUCGAAUAUGAAAGUUUUGUGGAAGAUGAAGCAACUUUAAAUGUUGCUAUGCUUACUGCUCCUGGAUUUCAUUCAAAGCAGGAAAGUAUUUGGUCAUAUGAAAAGAAAUAUGAAAAAUCUGAGGAAACUGAAGCAAAUGUUAUAGCUGUUUUUGUGGAAGUUAAUGCUACAUGUCCAAAUCAGAUGAUUGAACUGAUAGCAUCAGUUAGUCUACCGCCAACGGUUCAUGAUAUUACGGAUGUAACUCAACCUUUACAACCUUUGGAACCAUCAUCUAUUUCAUGGUCCGAAUCAUCAUCCACAGGAUUAUUUCAAGUACCAAAAUUUAUCAAAACAUUGGAAAAUACAACAGCAAUAGUUGGACAAUGCCAUCAAUUCAAAUGUAUUGUUAGUGGUACACCAGCACCAGUGAUACGAUGGUAUGUAGAUGGCGAUGUCAUCCAUAAUUCCGGCAUUUAUCAAAUUAUCUAUGAAGACGGUGUUUGCAUUCUGAAAAUUCGAGAAGUUGCGAUUGAAGAUGAAGGUGAAUAUACCUGUGAAGCAACCAAUGAUGCUGGUCAAGCGAUCACAAAAUGCUUCUUACAAACUAUCACUGAAGCUGAUGUUUUGAAAUACCAGCAACAGUCCAUAAUUGAAAAUAUAGCAUACAGCAACAAUGGCAGGAAUAACAACAACAAGAACGACAAUUGCGCAUUUGUGGAUAAUAUUAGUUCAUCUAGUAAUAUUGAUGGGAUAGUGUAUCAGAAUCGUAGUGAUAGUUGUAAUAGUUUAGUAGAGAUAAAUAGUAAUCAUCGGAAGCAAUUUCUUAUAGUUAAUUAUGAGUUUGCUCGAAAUGAACCAGUAAGUGCUGAGACAGCGGUAAUUGUGACACGUUAUAUUGCGCCACAGAAAGGAUUGUUUACAAAUUUGGCAUCAGAGGAGCGAAGUUUUAAUAUUUCUGUUUUUUUGCCAGAUGCUGCAAUGAAGUGUGAUUUUAUUUGGGCAUUAAUUAAUUGCGCAACUGUUGCAUUGCAUUUGAAAUUAUCAUAUCAAGCGAAUGAUUUUAUCAUUCAAAAUUUUCUAUCGCAACAAACUGAGGAAGCUUAUUUGCUGUUAUCUGUGAGAAAAUUAACAUUUGAAAAUGUUUACUUUGCAAUUUGUCAACCAUGGGAAGAAAUUUUAUUGCUUAAAAAAUCUGAAAAUGCAUUUGCAUGGGAUAAUGAAUUUUGUCGAUCACAAAAAUUACGAUUGGAAAUGUCUAUUAAAAAUUCUACCGAGAAUAUCUGUAGCAAAAAUGAACUUAUGGAAAAUAUUGCAAUGGAAAUGCUAGCUGAUACUGUUGAAGAAAACGAUGCAACAAAUUUACUUCAAAUGAAAGAAAGUGUCAAUGAGUUGAAAGUUGCAAUAAAUGAGCGAAAUGAGGGAAAUAUUCGCUCCAAAGAUGAAGAAGAGAAAGAAUCCGGAAUUCCGAUAAUCCCUGAAAAAAUCACUUGUAAAAAGGAAAAAGAUGAUGAUGAUGAUAUUUCACUCAAUGAUGACAACAAUCAGUUCAAGCAUGAAUUAUUUCGACAUACAUCUGAAGCAUCUGAAACGUAUCCCGGAAUCAGUACCAACACUUUAGCUGCAAUUCAACGAUAUGUAGAUGAACUGUUUGAUUUUGAGUCUGCAGUACCUACGAUUUCUACCGAUACGAGCAUUUACAAGCAAAAUGAUAUCAAUAAAUUGGAUACGACAGGUGAUCAGAUGGAGAAUGACCCGUUUAAGGAUUUUGCUUGUGACGACUAUUUAAAUUAUUCAUUUUGCCACGAUUAUGUUGAAGCAGUUCAGGAUUUACCGAUAGCCGAAUUAACUUCAGCAAACAGUCAUCUUGUAGAGAAUGUCACAUUAUCGCCUUGCUUAAAUUCAAAUCCAAAUUUCAAAAAUAUGGUACUUAGCAAAGAAAGCAUUGAGCCAAUGGUAACUAGAUCAUUAACAUGUGAAGUUGGUUACAAUUCAGAUGAGAAUUCGAGACAAAAUCUUAGCAAUUGUGAAAGUAAAGGAGAUUAUACUAAGUUAGAUACUUGCAAUAGUCUCAAUACAUUGGACAACAUACAAUUACAUUCUCAUCUUACUACAGAAACCUAUCCAUUGUAUUUUACAAGUUCGAUAGAAAGCACAGAUGCUGCUGCAACUUUUGACGCCAGCGAAGAAUUUGAUGUCUUCACUGCUUCAACUAAUCCUAGAUUACAACAUAAUGAAAGUUACUCCACAUCAUUACCUAUGCCUAUAAGUGAGUGUAAUCAUUGUGUAUUGGAAGAUGAUCAUACAAAAUCUUCCAUUGUUAAUCCGGAAAUUGUUGAUGGUUCAACUUCAAAUACCAAAAUUUCCGGAAAAGAAUCACUUUCAACUCAUAGCCCUGCUACCAACGAGUUAUUGUCAAAGAUUAAAGUAAUUGAUGAAGUUUGUAGAGAAAUUGAAAAUGAAAUUGAAAUGAAAACAGAAGAUAACGAGGAAGUACUUCAAAUUGAGCGUGCGAUAUAUGAUAUAUCGGAACGAAUCGAACAUCAGCAAUCUGUAACAGAAGCUCAAGCAGAAGCAAGCGAAGAACUUCUAAAAACGAUACUUGAAAAUAUUAUCAAAAAUAUUGGGCAGAAUAGUAUUACUAAAACAAUGGCUGCUUAUAAAAGACCAGUUGUAUUAUUGCGAGAAAAGUUGACUGAUUUGGAAGAAACAUUGAAGAGAGAAGAAUUAGAAUUCAGUGAGUCAUCGAUGAGACGAUCAAUUCCGGAGGUACAUUCCAGAUUUUCAAAAUCAUUUAGUGUUGAAGAUGAGCAUGUCAAAUCUAUUGAAGAAUGUCCAAUUGAGAGAGAAAUUCGUGGAGUAUCAUUAUGCACAUUGCAACAAAUUGGAAGUAUCAAUAAGCAAGAGAUUAGAAAGAUGACACCAUUGACAUCAAAUAUUAAGGAACAACUUCAAAGUUUGGAAUGUAUGCUUGGAGAAGUUGAGGAGGAGGCAGAAGACGAAGAAGGUAUGAAAGAAUUAAAUGAUGCUGCUACUAAUGCUACUGCUACUGCUACUGCGGAAGCUGAAGCUAUCUUCCCGGUAUAUACUGAUGCUAAACAACAUGAAGUGCAUAAUAUUCUGAUGCAAAUCAAUAAUGAAAUAAGUAUUAUCAAACGUUGCUGUCAAAGAAAUAUCUCAAAGACAAGCAUUGAUGCUGCAGUUGGUUUAUUGCAUAAAGUACGCAAUAAUGUUUCCUCAAUGAUUGAUCUAAUAUCAGUGUAUCGAAAAAGACUUGGGAAGAAAUCAUCUAUUGAGAAAGGAUUAAAUGUUAGUAGAGAAGGAAUGAAAUCAUCGAAACGAUCAACUCAUCAUCAUUUAUCACCUUAUUCCAGGACUGGUUUCUUUUUUAAAACAGAUGCUUCGGUUAAUUUAUAUUUUGUAAAACGUGAAGAAUCAGAAGUUAUCAAUGCUAUUGUCAAAUUAUUAAGUUUAUCUGACAAAUAUGGCAAACAAUUAUCAAAAAGUGAAAAUUCUCAAAUUUCCACAUAUGAUAACGCAAUUUUUGAUGAUAAAAACAAGACUUUAGAAGAGAUAAAAACUGAUCCAUUAUGGACAGCUGUUUCGGAAUCAACUAUCAACAAGGAUGAUGAAGUUUUCUCAUCAAAUUCUAUUGAUCCACAAGCUAAUUCAUUUUCACAUCAUUCUACUCAAGAAGCAAUUCCUGUUCGGCCUCCACGAAAAUCAAAAGAAAUGAAUCAGCAAGGAGUUAGUUCACCAUUAUCACCGCCACCAAUUCCGCCAUUUCGUAUGAAGAAGCAUCGUUCAAAAUCAUGCGAUAAUUAUGAAAAUUUUCUGAUUCGAUCAUCCUCUUCUGAUAUGCCAAAUUAUCAUCCAAUGCCUGUUAUGACAACGAAUAUGCAAACGGAGGAUGAAGAAGUGUCGCAGUUUUACGUCGGUGAUUGUUUAAAGCUAAUGAAUGAUUUAAGUGUGUCAAUACCUAAACAAAAAUCUCAAACAUUUGAUGAAAGAAUUAUCAAUUAUGAAGGAAUUAUCAGAAAAGAAAACAGCUUUUAUAAUUGUUCGUAUAUUUGGCCAUCUAAAGAAGCAUACCACAUUUUAUUGGAAAUAUUUGAUGAAUCUAAUUCUAUACAACUUUUAUGCGAAGAUUCUGACUAUGCACCUGAAUCCGUUAUGCAUUCAUUAUUGCUAUUUGAGUCAACAGAUAAGACUGGAGAGGAACCUGACGGAACACUUUUGCAAACACUUGAAGAUUUAUCAGAUAUGAAUAUAAGUAAAGCUGAAACUAUUACUGAAAAUGAUGCAAAAUUGGACGAAAACUUUACUGUGCUGGAAGAUGAGAAGAUUUCUACAACAUUUAAAUUAGAUGAGAACUAUAAUGAAAAUACUUCGAAUUAUCAAGUUUAUUUAGAUCGAAAUACAAAUGAAAAUUCGAAAUCAAUCGAUAAUCUAAGAAGUAGUACAUCCGAAAAUGCUCUUUUUGAGAGCAUUCAGAAGCCAAUACAACAUUCUCAUAUUUUCGUGGAUACAAAAGCACACGAAUCGACUGUAAUAAAUUCAUUAGAGGAUGAAGCAAAUUCUUUGCAUGAAAUUGAAUCAAUUGAUGAUAAAGAUGAAAUUUUGGAUGAAUUAGAUGAUCUAAUGAUAAUAUGCAAUCCUCAUGCUAGUAUUAUUGAUGGCAUUGAUUUACUGCCAACAAUAAUGGAAGAUAGUGAACAUUCUAAACUUGCAAAUUCAUUCAUGUCUGUUAGCACAAAUACAGUGAUUGCUAAUACUGAUAUGAAAGAUAUACUGAACAAUGAUAUUGAAGAUGAAGAAAGUGAUAUUACAGUAACAUCAACAUUAGAAUCAACGAUGACAGGAUUGAAUGAUAGAAUCACUCAGAAUUUGCUUAAUAAAUGUGACGAAGAUGAUGUCAACUAUUUGGAUAAUUACAAGCGAAGAGUAAUUGUAAUAUGUGAAAGUGAUGCUGAACAAAUAUCAGACGAAAUUACAAUCAAUGUACGCUAUAAGAAGCCAUCAAAUAAGCUUAAAGUGAUAGCAAUCUUAUCACCUGAGAUAGGUGCUAAGGCUGAAGCAUAUAUGGUUAUUGGUGAAGAUUUUGAUGUUCUAGUUGAACAACCAGAUGAAGUACAAAACCUUACGGUGAAUAUUUUGGAUCAUAUAAGUGAUUCGAUUAGUCUUGAUUUGAUGCUUCCAAAUACAGUUGAAGUGGAUUUAUCGCUAAAACGCUGUGAACAAUAUGAAGGUAUUCUAUCAUAUCAAAUUGAAAAUCUAAUUGAUAGUGGAACUGAUGAAGAGCGAAUAAGUAUGAUAAGUGAUAACGAUCAUUAUCAUCAUUCAUCCAAAGCUACUGGAGAUAAGGAACAACGUACCGGUAUUCUUGUAAACAUUAUUGCACGAAGCAUGCAUGACAUUGCGCGUGCUUCACUGGAAGAAAUUCCUUGGGGAGAAGUAUCUAUGUAUAUUGUAAUGCAACCUGUUAUGACUCGAUCAAAAACUGACUCAGAAACCAGAAAUUCGCUAAUUCAAAAUGUAACCGUAUCGGAAUCAAAUGAAACUGAAAAACGUUCGUUGCAUUCUCAUGAAUCAGUUUGCUCAUUAUCACAGCAGUCAUUUGAUUGGAGCGAAUUUGGUGAUCGAAAUACCGGUGGACAAAAUUUUAAUAUACCAAGCUAUGUGGUUAGAGAAGGAUCAACAGCUACAAUUACAUGCGAAUUUAAUAAUUUCUUAGCUCCUGGAAGUGUCAUUGAUUGGUUCAAGGGUAAAAAUUUAAUGCAAAUUAUACCCGGUAAAACGGAUCGCAUAAGUCAUGAUCUAUUAGAGGUAUUAGUUAUUUCACAUGUAAAUUUAAUGGAUGGUGAUAUUUAUAGCAUUAGAGUGAAUGAUAUAAUUUAUCCUGUUGCAUACCUUAUUAUAGAGAAUGCUAAUACAGCAUCAUUUGAAAAACUUAAUGAUGAUAAUGUACAUUUUAUAAGUCCGCCACAAACAUUAUUUGUAAUGGAAGGACAACCAUCAAUUAUUUCCUGUCAAGUAAAUAGUGUAGAUCAAAAAAUUGAGUGGUGUAAAGAUAAUAAAAAAUGGAUAACUGAAAAUGAAAGGAUACGAUUAGAAGCGGAUCAAUUUGGAUUUCAUCGAUUAAUUAUUGAUAAGUCUGAAUUGGAUGAUCAGGGGACAUAUUAUGCAUUUUUGGGUGAUCAUUUCACAACAGUUACACUAGUUGUUGAAGAACGCAUUGACGAACGUGAAGUGACAAUCAGUGCACUGGGAACAGACACCGAAGAAGAUGAUUAUCGUGAAUAUUUGGUACCUCUUGGUAGCACAGCAACAAUUGCUUGUGAACUGGAAAAUACCGAUGAGGUGCAAGAAUUGGUAUGGCGCAAAGAUGGUAAACAAAUUGAGUUUACGGAUGAUGGAAAAGUUGAACAUGUAGUGAAUGGCUUAAAGCAUUAUCUAGUGAUUCAUGAUACAGAAGCUGAUGAUUCAGCAUCUUAUAGUAUCUCUAUUAAUAAUAUGGAAUUCAAGAUUGCUCAUUUAUUGGUUAGCAAUUAUGCAACACCAAUUGGUAGAGAAUAUUCAAGUCAAAUUACAGUAGAAGAAUCGCUGGUACCAAUUGGUUCAGCUGCAACAAUUCAUUGUGAAACUAUUACACAACAAUAUUCAUUGGAUUGGCGCAAAAAUCUGCGGCCAAUUGUGCAAGAUGAACGAAUCGAAAGGAAAGAUACGGCUGAUGGAUUUGAGCAUAGUCUUACAAUUUACAGUGUUCGAAAGAGUGACGAAGGCGAAUAUGGCGUUGUAAUAAAAGAUUCAUAUACUGCUGUCACUAAAAUUACUGUAAUUGAAUCACAGGGACAAAUUUCCACUGAACAUUUCGAUAUUUCAUUACAUCCAACAACAACAACAACAACAACGAUAAAUGAAGGAUAUCCACAAUUACAUGAUGUUAUCAAUCUUCAACAAGCACAAACAACGGAAUCUUAUCAGUUGUGUAAUAUGGAAGAAUAUUUUGAUUUGCGAUUUUCCAUGCAAUCAUAUGAAAUUCCAGUGAUUGUGAAUGAGAAACGACUGAUAUCGAUCAGUUAUCUAUCACAUGAAUUAUCAAUUCAAUCGGUGGACAAUGAGUUUCACAUACAUCGUGAGCCUUCUUAUGCAAUUAGCAACGAUUUAACUUUUAUGGAAGUAACAAUGAUUGAGUGCAAUUUUGUAACAACAAAUGUUCAUUUUCAAUUUACAUCUUCUACUUCAAUUAGUUAUGCUAUUGCUGAAGCUGUAGUACUAACACUGAUUGCGCAACAGUCAGCAUAUAUUCAUCUCAGUUCACAAUUCACUCAACUUACAACUAGUUUUAUAAAAUCGUUGGAUGUAAGAGAAUUAACCGUUGUUACAAAUGUACAAGAAAAAAUUGUCAAAAAAUUAGGAAUAAAAUUAGAUGAUCGGUGGGUAAAAUUAGAUGUGAUAUUAUUAUCACCAAUGCAGAAUAUAGCUAUGGAUAUUACGAACAAAAUUCCACGAAUGAUAGCACUUGAAAUGGAUUUUAUUGCAUUAAUAUUUGAAAAGUAUAGCGAAAUUAUUACAUUUAACAAAGCAUCCGAAUGCGAAUUUGCUGAUGCAGUGAUGCUAACAAAAUCAAUUAUUUAUCCGGAAAAGAUUACGAGACAGUUUACCAUGAAUGUUGUUUGGUUGGAAUUUAUAGCUAUUUAUAAAGUACCACAAAUUUUUGAUACUACAAUCAGAAUUAAUGUUACUCAAAGGGAAAUAAUUCAUCUACGAUGUGAUGCUUCUAAAGCAAAUACAAUUGAUGAAAUUUUCACGGUAUGCGGUCCUAUUCAACAACAAAAUAUUGCAGUAACUGUUCCAGAAAUUUUAUUUUCAUCAAUAAAUGCUAAUUAUAUCGAUUCAAUGUCGUCUUUGGAACUAAUUUUGAUGUCACAUAUGGAUGAAAAUUUACUUGUAACUAAAGAAGUACCACUAAUUCGAAUGGAAAUGGUCAGUAUGCAGCUAAUGGCUUCCGUACUUGAAGUAAUUCCAGUAACUUAUAGUUUUUCAAAAGCUGAAAAUAUGGAAAUGAGAAUAUUUGUGAAGCCUCAUAUGUCCUCUUACGCAUGUCAACGUGACUUCGUUGACAGUGUCACAAAACUUGAAAUGGAGCUUUGGUCGCAAAUCAAAUGUGACAUUUGCGUCAACGUUAAUUUUCGAACAAGAGAAAUAGAACGAUUGAGCACAACAUUUUCCGGUUCAACUGCAGAAUAUUUCGAUCUAUCAACAGCUUUCAAUAUUCAACCAGAAAUAGAUACAGUAAUAGCUACAUUAUUAACAACAGCACCAAAAAUUACUGAAAAAGCAUUUGGAUUAUUUUCAGAUGCCACUAUCAGUGAGAUUUUAGAGUACUCAUCGCAGGUGAAACGAGAAUUUUACGCAGAUGCUAUCCUUUUAAUAUCACGAAAAGAUAUACAUACGGCAAAUUUCAGAGCUUCAACUUUUGAAAACUUGCAUGUUAUCAUAUCGUUUGAAGUUCAAUCUCAGGAAAGUAAUACUACAAUGGCAUUACUGAAACGAGCACCGAUAAUUGUUGACAGAGCUAGCGUUAUGUUUUCCGAUGAUUUCAUUGAAGAAACAAUGGAAUUCCGAUCACAAAAUAUGCAUAAUCUGGAAGUAGAGAUGGAAAUUUUUACUGCUCGAAAAGAUAAUUUGUUUAAAAAUAUUAAAGGUGUUGAAUUUGAGGAAAAAAAUAUUGUAGCUAUUAUUGAGGUACAGCCGGAGAAGGAAGACUUAGAAUUCAUCCUGCUAACUCCAAUUUCAGCAUUAGUUGAACAGAUUAGUCGAUCAUUUUCGGACAGUGUCGUGAAUUUAAUUACUGAGCUACACGUACAAAGCGAUUUUCAUACAUAUAAUGAUAUUAUGGUCGCUCGAAUAUGUGCGCUUCAAAUGUUUCUAAAAGCUUCAGAAGAAGAAAAUAUCACUGUGAUAGCAAAAUUUUGUGUCCAAGAUGAAAUCGAAAAUAUAAUGGCUACUUUGCUAACGCAGAUACCUGCUGUUACUGAAAGGAUUGAUCGGAAAUUUUCAGAUCGUUUGAUGAAGUUUGUAAUAGAAUUAUGGUCAAAGAUUCGUCGAGAAGCUUUUGCAGAUGCUAAAAUUUAUAUUGCUAGGAAUGAUGAGUUGCAGAUGCAGUUAAAAGCUUCAUCUAUUGAAGAAACGCAUGCAUCAAUCGUUCUGGAAGAAUAUCCUAAAGUUCAAGAACUUGAAGUUACUUUAUUGGAGUUCGUUCGAGCUGAUACUUACAAAUUGAAUCGUUUCUUUUCUUAUAAAACUGUUAAUUUGAUUGCAACACUAUGGUGUCAGACUCAAAGUAGUUACGCCGAUAUAAAUAUACCAAUUAAACGAAAUGAUAAUAAUCAAAUAUGUUUACAAGCUUCCACUGAAGAGUGUUUGAGUAUUUUGACAAGUUUCGAAGUGCUACCACAACAAAGAGAUGACUAUUUUGAAGUACUCAUUGCAAUGCAUGAAAUUGCAGAAGCAUGGAUAGAAGCAACGAAAGAAGAGAAUUUCGAUAUCGAAAGAUCUUUUGACGUGGAAUCAGAAGCUCAUUGUGCUGCUAGUCUCUUAAUUGUCCAAAAGGAAAAGCAACUGAUAAGUGUACAAGCUUCAUCUAUUGAAAAUAUUGAAAUUUACACUUCAUUUGAAAUUUGUCCAGAAGAAGAGAUAGCAUGGAUUACUAUUACAUUGGAACAAAUUACUGCAAUCACCGAAAAGCGAUACAGCGAUGAAAUAACAAAGCUUGAUAUUGAGAUCUAUUAUGAUGCUGUCAAUCAUGAAACUGUAAAAGCAGAUCUAAUAGAAUCUAAGCUAUCAGUGUGGAAAUCUAGUUACAAAAUAUAUAAUGAUCGAUCUUUAUGCUUGUUUGCAAGUGAAUUUAUUGAAGAAAUCAACAAUACAACUUAUGAAUAUAUUAUGCAACAGUUUAAAGAAAAUAUUCGCAUAAUGAUUGAAUUAUCUCGAAAUCCAACAAUACAAUCGUGUCAAAUUGAUUUACAAAAUAUUUUUCAAUCAAGGCAAGCAAUGGAAGAAAAUGAGAUGAACAGAUUAUGGAGUCGUACACAACUAAAUGUAGGAUUCUAUCAACACUUAGAUUUAACACGAUCAGCACAAACCAGCGACUCAGCUUUUAUCUUACGCAAAAAUAUCUACGAAGAAGAUGAAUCAACUGAUGAACUAAGCACAUCAUCUUCCAUUCAAGCAGCUCCACAAUUUGCGGAAAAAUUGAAUGAAAUUUAUGAAAUUGAAGAAUUCUCAACUCAUUCAUUCAAAUGCAUUAUUUAUGGAACACCCGCACCACAAGUCCGAUGGUACCGUAAUGAGCAAGCAAUCAUCCCUAGCGAUAACAUAACUGAAAUCGCUGAAGAUGGUAUCUACAUAUUGAAAAUAAAUAACAUAGAUAGAAGUUGGAAUGGAAAUUUAGUUUGUGAAGCGGAAAAUGCAAUCGGAAUAGCUCGCACACAUUCCAUUAUCCAUGUUCAAAGAUCUGAGGAAAGUUCUUCCAUUAGCAGCGCUUCAAUCGGAGGACAAAUGCCUAUCAUCCAUUUACCGCUUGAUAGCGAAAUUAAUGCUAAGAAGGGAGAAAAUAUCCAACUGAAAUGUAUUAUAUCUGGAAGUCCAUUACCUUCAGUGCAAUGGAAGCGCAAUGAUGUUAUCAUCGAAAAUAAUGAACAUUACUUGACUAUAUGUGAUGAUGGGAUCUGUAUUUUGCGCAUUUUAAAUGUCACAGAGGAGGAUAAUGCAAUUUUUAGCUGUACAGCGAUGAAUAUGUUCGGUUCCGCAAAAACCAAAAGUAGAAUGACUGUUGAAGAAGAAGCGCACUUAGCAAGUACGAGUAACAUAAAGGAAGAAGAAAGUCCCACAACAAGAAGCAGUGUAGAUGAUCAUACCAUAGGUGAAAUAUCGAUGUCAUCAAUGUCAUCACAAGAUUCACUUACCACUCAAUUUCAAAUACCUCAAUUUACAUUACCAUUACAUGAUAUAACGAUAGAGAACAGAGGAGAACUACAACUUAAAUGUAUUGUUACUGGUGAACCAAUGCCUACAAUUCGUUGGUCAUGCAAUGGUAAAGAAAUUCAAGCAGAUAACAGGAAUAUAUUUACCGUUUAUGAGGAUGGCAUUGUUAUACUAAAGAUUAUCAAUGGUGAUAAAGAAGGAUUAUAUGUAUGUGAAGCAACAAAUGGUAUUGGAAGUGCGCAAACUCGAAGUUUUGUUCACAUAUAUAGCGCGGAAGUUUUACUGACAACAGCAAUGGAACUAAAAGAUACGAUGGAGUCAGCUGAAGCUGUAGUUUUAUCAGUUUCGACGUCGAAAUUUUGCUCAACAGCUGAUGUAAGUGGAAAAAAUGAAACAAUUGAUGAAGAUCAAGAAGGAAAGAAAUUAAAGAAAGAAUUCGGUGAAGAAGAAAUCACAACUGAUCAAUAUAUCCCAACAGGCACACUGAAUUACUUAAUUGAAGCAGAAGCAAUGACAAUAAGAGUUAUGAGUUACAAACUUUGUGCUUAUGCAAAAGUGAAAGCAAAAUCAAAAAAAAUGAAGGAAGAAGAGCUAUUUAAAAUAAUCAUUGAAGAGGACGUUGUACGCACACGAACUUACUUAAGAGUGGUCGAACGUAGUGCAAGACCACUGUGGACAUUUCAAGGUCAUACUACUGAAAGACCUUCAUAUUGGAGUCGAGAAGUUAUUAAUGAAAGGAUUGAAUUUGAGAAAAUAUUCCAAAAUGAUGAAUUACACGAAUUUUUAGAAGAUAAAGACAUUAUUGAACGUUAUGUUCAACUUCUAAAGACGACAGAAACAUCGGAAAGCAGCGAAGAACAUGAAACUCGAUUUAAGUUACGUCAGAUAGGAGGUUCACAAGAAACUUUAGAAAAGCGUAAAUUAGAAAUAUAUGAAGAACAAACUGGAACUCUUGCUGAGGAUACUGGUGUUUUCACAGUUGUGCAUUGCGUAGCAAAUGCAAUGCGUCAUGUUGUAGAAGCGUACGUGAUUCUCAUUACACGUUACAGAUAUAAGGCAACAUUUGAUAUUCGAGCUGCUUUAUAUCAAACGAUUGCUAGUGACAAUGAAUUUGAAGCUUCUAUUGAAGAUUCAGUUAAACGACAAAAAUAUUUCCAGCAUUCAAUUUUGAGAGGACCGCACUUUAUUCAACCACUUACCAUCUUUGAAGAAGGUUUCAAUACCGGCUUGCGUUGUUCUGUUUACGGUUUACCAAUACCACAUAUUCGAAUUUCGCAUAAUGGAUGUCCGAUCCUAAGAAAUAAUAGAUUCUUUCAUGUAGUAUACAAAAGUGGUGUUAUAUCGUUGUACAUGCAACAUAUCCUUGAAGGACAUUACGUUUGUGAAGCAGUCAGUGUAGCCGGAAGAGCUAUUACAGAAUGCUUUAUUCGAGUGGAUGAAGAAUGGAAUGAAAAAGAACAUAGAAAAAUCCGAAGAAUACGAGUUGAAAAUGUUUCCAAAACAACCGAAUCAACUGAAAGAAGCUCCCAAAACAAUGAAACAGUUCAAACAUCGACCACUCAAUAUGAAUACGAACAAAGUAAGCAAAUCAGCGAAGCGAUGGAAUCAGAGGAAAAUAUUGAAGAAACUUUAACCGAACAUCAUAUGCAAUCGCAACAAUUACUAGUGGAAAAUAUGGGAAAGAUAAAGGGUAGUAAAACUGAAAUAUGCAAAGAAAUCAACAAGGAGGUCUUUAUCAAAAGAAACCCCACUGUUUCAUCGAUAGAUGUUUCUGUAAUAGAAAACAUUUACGAUCUAACAGAGCCAAAAAUUCUAGAAACAUCAGAACAAGAAAUUAAUAAACUGAUCGAUGCAGCAAAACCUCCAAUUAAUAAUUAUGAAGAGAUUCUACAUGCAACAGCCCAAUAUGAAAUAGCGUAUCACGACACAUUCCUACCAAAAGAAAUGAACGAAAAAGUAGGACAAGUAGAAGAGCGUGACAAAAAAGAUAAAUUAAUUGACGCAUCUAACAUGAACUUAUCUUCACAGUCAGUUUCAGCAUCCAUUACCCUGAAAAACGAAGUGAAGAUGGAACAAUCUCCUGAUGAAACGGUAGUGGAAGCAAAAAAGGAAAUUGUUGAAGAAAAGACAGAAAUAGCUGUCACAGAUAUUAAAAAACAGGUAGCAACUACAGGUAUUGAACUUCGUUUGGAAAAACUACUCGAGCAUUCAGCAAUCGCAGAACGAGCAGCUGAAGAAUUGAGAGAGAUGGAAAUGAAUCUUGAUUUCGAGAAAAAACUGCAGCAUGAAACAGCUGGCGUUUCUGUCGUAAGUGUAACAUCAGGAUCCAUUCAAGCUUCAACUCCCUUGGCAAAAGCAACAAAAAUGCAGAAACUGACAGAAGAAGAAUUGAGAGAGAUGGAAACGAAUCUGAAUCUACAUAAACAAUUAGAACACGAAACAGUUGACGUAUCUGUUUUUAGCACAACUUCAGGAUCGGCUCAAGCUUCAGAAUGCUUGGCAAAAACAACAAAUAUGGACCAACCUAUAGAUGAAGCGAUUGAAGAAGUUGCGAAACGUGUUGAAGAGAGAGCUGUCGAAGAACUGAGACAGAUAGAAAUCAAUCUGGAUUUAGAGAAACAUCUACAACAAGAAAUACUUGACGUUUCCGUCUUUAGCAUAACCUCAGAAUCCACUCAAGCUUCAGUCUGCUUGGCAAAACUAACAAAAAUAGAGCAAACAGCACAAGAAGAAUUGAGAGAGACGAAGACCAAUUUGGAUUUUGAAAAAUAUCUGGAACAAGAAACAGAUGACAUAUCCGUCAUUAGAAUAGUCUUAGAAUCUACUGAAGCUUCAGUUCGCUUGGCAAAAGAAAUUAAAAGAGAGCAACCAACAGAAGUGAUGGAAGAACUUGCAAGGUCAGAAAAGGAAAUAGUUAAAGAGAAUGUUGAGAGGGCGGUCGAACAAUUGAGUGAAAUGGAAACGAAUCUAAAUUUAGGGAAACAUUCGGAAAAAGAAACAAUCAACGUUUCUGUCUUUGGUAUAGCUUCAGAAACAGCUCAAGCCUCAAUUUGCCUGGAAAAAGCAGCAAAAAUAGAGCAACUCAUAAAAGUGACUGAAGCUGAGAAGCAAGGAAAAGAAGACCUUCAGAGAGCUGCCACGGUUUUGACAAGAAUAGAAGCAAAUCUCAAUUUAGGAAAACAUCUCGAACAUGAAGCUGUUGAGGUUUCCGUUCUAAUUUUGGCUUCUGAAUCAGCUCAAGCAUCGGUUCUAUUAACUAAAGCAGCUAAGAAACAACCUGUGGAAGAUAUUAUCGAAGAGGUUGCAAAACCAGAAAAAGAGGAAAAACUGGAGAAAGACUUCGAAGAACUGAAAGAUACCGGAAUCACGUUUGAUCUGGAGAAACAUCCCGAACAUGAAACUGUUGACGUUUCCGUUUUAAUUUUGGCUUCUGAAUCAGCUCAAGCAUCGAUUCUUUUAACUAAAGAAGCUAACAAGCAACUUAUGGAAGAUAUUGUUGAAGAGGUUGCAAAACCAGAAAGAGGGGAAAAACCGGAGAAGCUGUUCGAAGAACCGAAAGAAACAGAAAUCACGUUUAAUCUGGAAAAACAUCCCGAACAUGAAGCUGUCGACGUUUCCGUUCUAAUUUUGGCUUCUGAAUCAGCUCAAGCAUCGAUUCUUUUAACUAGAGAAGCUAAGAAGCAACCUAUGGAAGAUAUUGUCGAAGAAGUUGCAAAAUCAGAAGAAGAAAAACCAGAGAAGCUGUUCGAAGAAUUGAAAGAAACAGAAAUCACGUUUGACCUGGAGAAACAUCCCGAACAUGAAGCUGUUGACGUUUCCGUUUUAAUUUUGGCUUCUGAAUCAGUUCCAGCAUCGAUUCUUUUAACUAAAGAAGCUAACAAGCAACUUAUGGAAGAUAUUGUCGAAGAGGUUGCAAAACCAGAAAAAGAGGAAAAACUGGAGAAACACUUCGAAGAACUGAAAGAUACCGGAAUCACGUUUAAUCUGGAAAAACAUCCCGAACAUGAAGCUGUCGACGUUUCCGUUUUAAUUUUGGCUUCUGAAUCAGUUCCAGCAUCGAUUCUUUUAACUAAAGAAGCUAAGAAGCAACCUAUGGAAGAUAUUGUCGAAGAGGUUGCAAAACCAGAAAAAGAGGAAAAACUGGAGAAAGACUUCGAAGAACUGAAAGAUACCGGAAUCACGUUUGAUAUGGAGAAACAUCCCGAACAUGAAGCUGUCGACGUUUCCGUUUUAAUUUUGGCUUCUGAAUCAGUUCCAGCAUCGAUUCUUUUAACUAAAGAAGCUAAGAAGCAACCUAUGGAAGAUAUUGUCGAAGAGGUUGCAAAACCAGAAAAAGAGGAAAAACUGGAGAAAGACUUCGAAGAACUGAAAGAUACCGGAAUCACGUUUGAUCUGGAGAAACAUCCCGAACAUGAAGCUGUCGACGUUUCCGUUCUAAUUUUGGCUUCUGAAUCAGUUCCAGCAUCGAUUCUUUUAACUAAAGAAGCUAAGAAGCAACCUAUGGAAGAUAUUGUCGAAGAGGUUGCAAAACCAGAAAAAGAGGAAAAACUGGAGAAAGACUUCGAAGAACUGAAAGAUACCGGAAUCACGUUUGAUCUGGAGAAACAUCCCGAACAUGAAGCUGUCGACGUUUCCGUUCUAAUUUUGGCUUCUGAAUCAGUUCAAGCAUCGAUUCUUUUAACUAGAGAAGCUAAGAAGCAACCUAUGGAAGACAUUGUCGAAGAGGUUGCAAAACCAGAAAAAGAGGAAAAACUGGAGAAAGACUUCGAAGAACUGAAAGAUACCGGAAUCACGUUUGAUCUGGAGAAACAUCCCGAACAUGAAGCUGUCGACGUUUCCGUUCUAAUUUUGGCUUCUGAAUCAGUUCCAGCAUCGAUUCUUUUAACUAGAGAAGCUAAGAAGCAACCUAUGGAAGAUAUUGUCGAAGAGGUUGCAAAACCAGAAAAAGAGGAAAAACUGGAGAAAGACUUCGAAGAACUGAAAGAUACCGGAAUCACGUUUGAUCUGGAGAAACAUCCCGAACAUGAAGCUGUCGACGUUUCCGUUCUAAUUUUGGCUUCUGAAUCAGUUCAAGCAUCGAUUCUUUUAACUAGAGAAGCUAAGAAGCAACCUAUGGAAGAUAUUGUCGAAGAGGUUGCAAAACCAGAAAGAGACGAAAAACCGGAGAAAGUGUUCGAAGAACCGAAAGAAACAGAAAUCACGUUUAAUCUGGAAAAACAUUCCGAACAUGAAGCUGUCGACGUUUCCGUUCUAAUUUUGGCUUCUGAAUCAGUUCCAGCAUCGAUUCUUUUAACUAGAGAAGCUAAGAAGCAACCUAUGGAAGAUAUUGUCGAAGAAGUUGCAAAAUCAGAAGAAGAAAAACCGGAGAAGCUGUUCGAAGAAUUGAAAGAAACAGAAAUCACGUUUGACCUGGAGAAACAUCCCGAACAUGAAGCUGUUGACGUUUCCGUUUUAAUUUUGGCUUCUGAAUCAGUUCCAGCAUCGAUUCUUUUAACUAGAGAAGCUAAGAAGCAACCUAUGGAAGAUAUUGUCGAAGAGGUUGCAAAACCAGAAAAAGAGGAAAAACUGGAGAAACACUUCGAAGAACUGAAAGAUACCGGAAUCACGUUUGAUCUGGAGAAACAUCCCGAACAUGAAGCUGUCGACGUUUCCGUUCUAAUUUUGGCUUCUGAAUCAGUUCCAGCAUCGAUUCUUUUAACUAAAGAAGCUAGGAAGCAACCUAUGGAAGAUAUUGUCGAAGAGGUUGCAAAACCAGAAAAAGAGGAAAAACUGGAGAAACACUUCGAAGAACUGAAAGAUACCGGAAUCACGUUUGAUCUGGAGAAACAUCCCGAACAUGAAGCUGUCGACGUUUCCGUUCUAAUUUUGGCUUCUGAAUCAGUUCAAGCAUCGAUUCUUUUAACUAGAGAAGCUAGGAAGCAACCUAUGGAAGAUAUUGUCGAAGAGGUUGCAAAACCAGAAAGAGAGGAAAAACCGGAGAAAGUGUUCGAAGAACUGAAAGAGACAGGAAUCGGGCUUGAUCUGGAGAAACAUCCCGAACAUGAAGCUGUUGACGUUUCCGUUUUAAUUUUGGCUUCUGAAUCAGCUCAAGCAUCGAUUCUUUUAACUAAAGAAGCUAAGAAACAACCUAUAGAAGAUAUUGUCGAAGAGGUUGCAAAACCAGAAAGAGAAGAAAAACUGGAGAAAGACUUCGAAGAACCGAAAGAUACCGGAAUCACGUUUGAUCUGGAGAAAAAUCUCGAACAUGAAGUUGUUGAGGUUUCCGUUUUGAUUUUGGCUUUAGAAUCAGCUGAAGCAUCGAUUCCUUUAGCCAAGCAAGCUGAGAAACAACCUCUAGAUAUUGCCGAAGAGGUUGCAAAACCAGAAAAAGAGGAAAAACUGGAGAAAGACUUCGAAGAACUGAAAGAUACCGGAAUCACGUUUGAUCUGGAGAAACAUCCCGAACAUGAAGCUGUUGACGUUUCCGUUUUAAUUUUGGCUUCUGAAUCAGUUCCAGCAUCGAUUCUUUUAACUAGAGAAGCUAAGAAGCAACCUAUGGAAGAUAUUGUCGAAGAGGUUGCAAAACCAGAAAAAGAGGAAAAACUGGAGAAAGACUUCGAAGAACUGAAAGAUACCGGAAUCACGUUUGAUCUGGAGAAACAUCCCGAACAUGAAGCUGUCGACGUUUCCGUUCUAAUUUUGGCUUCUGAAUCAGUUCAAGCAUCGAUUCUUUUAACUAGAGAAGCUAGGAAGCAACCUAUGGAAGAUAUUGUCGAAGAGGUUGCAAAACCAGAAAGAGAGGAAAAACCGGAGAAAGUGUUCGAAGAACUGAAAGAGACAGGAAUCGGGCUUGAUCUGGAGAAACAUCCCGAACAUGAAGCUGUUGACGUUUCCGUUUUAAUUUUGGCUUCUGAAUCAGCUCAAGCAUCGAUUCUUUUAACUAAAGAAGCUAAGAAACAACCUAUAGAAGAUAUUGUCGAAGAGGUUGCAAAACCAGAAAGAGAAGAAAAACUGGAGAAAGACUUCGAAGAACCGAAAGAUACCGGAAUCACGUUUGAUCUGGAGAAAAAUCUCGAACAUGAAGUUGUUGAGGUUUCCGUUUUGAUUUUGGCUUUAGAAUCAGCUGAAGCAUCGAUUCCUUUAGCCAAGCAAGCUGAGAAACAACCUCUAGAUAUUGCCGAAGAGGUUGCAAAACCAGAAAGAUACGAAAAACCGGAGAAAGUGUUCGAAGAACCGAAAGAAACAGAAAUCACGUUUAAUCUGGAAAAACAUUCCGAACAUGAAGCUGUCGACGUUUCCGUUCUAAUUUUGGCUUCUGAAUCAGUUCCAGCAUCGAUUCUUUUAACUAGAGAAGCUAAGAAGCAACCUAUGGAAGAUAUUGUCGAAGAGGUUGCAAAACCAGAAAAAGAGGAAAAACUGGAGAAAGACUUCGAAGAACUGAAAGAUACCGGAAUCACGUUUGAUCUUGAGAAACAUCCCGAACAUGAAGCUGUCGACGUUUCCGUUCUAAUUUUGGCUUCUGAAUCAGUUCCAGCAUCGAUUCUUUUAACUAGAGAAGCUAAGAAGCAACCUAUGGAAGAUAUUGUCGAAGAGGUUGCAAAACCAGAAAAAGAGGAAAAACUGGAGAAAGACUUCGAAGAACUGAAAGAUACCGGAAUCACGUUUGAUCUGGAGAAACAUCCCGAACAUGAAGCUGUCGACGUUUCCGUUCUAAUUUUGGCUUCUGAAUCAGUUCAAGCAUCGAUUCUUUUAACUAGAGAAGCUAAGAAGCAACCUAUGGAAGAUAUUGUCGAAGAGGUUGCAAAACCAGAAAGAGACGAAAAACCGGAGAAAGUGUUCGAAGAACCGAAAGAAACAGAAAUCACGUUUAAUCUGGAAAAACAUUCCGAACAUGAAGCUGUCGACGUUUCCGUUCUAAUUUUGGCUUCUGAAUCAGUUCAAGCAUCGAUUCUUUUAACUAGAGAAGCUAAGAAGCAACCUAUGGAAGAUAUUGUCGAAGAGGUUGCAAAACCAGAAAGAGACGAAAAACCGGAGAAAGUGUUCGAAGAACCGAAAGAAACAGAAAUCACGUUUAAUCUGGAAAAAUAUCCCGAACAUGAAGCUGUCGACGUUUCCGUUCUAAUUUUGGCUUCUGAAUCAGCUCAAGCAUCGAUUCUUUUAACUAGAGAAGCUAAGAAGCAACCUAUGGAAGAUAUUGUCGAAGAAGUUGCAAAAUCAGAAGAAGAAAAACCGGAGAAGCUGUUCGAAGAAUUGAAAGAAACAGAAAUCACGUUUGACCUGGAGAAACAUCCCGAACAUGAAGCUGUUGACGUUUCCGUUUUAAUUUUGGCUUCUGAAUCAGUUCCAGCAUCGAUUCUUUUAACUAGAGAAGCUAAGAAGCAACCUAUGGAAGAUAUUGUCGAAGAGGUUGCAAAACCAGAAAAAGAGGAAAAACUGGAGAAAGACUUCGAAGAACUGAAAGAUACCGGAAUCACGUUUGAUCUGGAGAAACAUCCCGAACAUGAAGCUGUCGACGUUUCCGUUCUAAUUUUGGCUUCUGAAUCAGUUCAAGCAUCGAUUCUUUUAACUAGAGAAGCUAGGAAGCAACCUAUGGAAGAUAUUGUCGAAGAGGUUGCAAAACCAGAAAGAGAGGAAAAACCGGAGAAAGUGUUCGAAGAACUGAAAGAGACAGGAAUCGGGCUUGAUCUGGAGAAACAUCCCGAACAUGAAGCUGUUGACGUUUCCGUUUUAAUUUUGGCUUCUGAAUCAGCUCAAGCAUCGAUUCUUUUAACUAAAGAAGCUAAGAAACAACCUAUAGAAGAUAUUGUCGAAGAGGUUGCAAAACCAGAAAGAGAAGAAAAACUGGAGAAAGACUUCGAAGAACCGAAAGAUACCGGAAUCACGUUUGAUCUGGAGAAAAAUCUCGAACAUGAAGUUGUUGAGGUUUCCGUUUUGAUUUUGGCUUUAGAAUCAGCUGAAGCAUCGAUUCCUUUAGCCAAGCAAGCUGAGAAACAACCUCUAGAUAUUGCCGAAGAGGUUGCAAAACCAGAAAGAUACGAAAAACCGGAGAAAGUGUUCGAAGAACCGAAAGAAACAGAAAUCACGUUUAAUCUGGAAAAACAUUCCGAACAUGAAGCUGUCGACGUUUCCGUUUUAAUUUUGGCUUCUGAAUCAGCUCAAGCAUCGAUUCUUUUAACUAAAGAAGCUAAGAAACAACCUAUAGAAGAUAUUGUCGAAGAGGUUGCAAAACCAGAAAGAGAAGAAAAACUGGAGAAAGACUUCGAAGAACCGAAAGAUACCGGAAUCACGUUUGAUCUGGAGAAAAAUCUCGAACAUGAAGUUGUUGAGGUUUCCGUUUUGAUUUUGGCUUUAGAAUCAGCUGAAGCAUCGAUUCCUUUAGCCAAGCAAGCUGAGAAACAACCUCUAGAUAUUGCCGAAGAGGUUGCAAAACCAGAAAGAUACGAAAAACCGGAGAAAGUGUUCGAAGAACCGAAAGAAACAGAAAUCACGUUUAAUCUGGAAAAACAUUCCGAACAUGAAGCUGUCGACGUUUCCGUUAUAAUUCUGGCUUCUGAAUCAGCUCAAGCAUCGGUUCUUUUAACUAAAACAGCUAAGAAACAACCUGUGGAAGAUAUUGUCGAAGAGGUUGCAAAACCAGAAAGAGACGAAAAACCGGAGAAAGUGUUCGAAGAACCGAAAGAAACAGAAAUCACGUUUAAUCUGGAAAAACAUUCCGAACAUGAAGCUGUCGACGUUUCCGUUCUAAUUUUGGCUUCUGAAUCAGCUCAAGCAUCGAUUCUUUUAACUAGAGAAGCUAAGAAGCAACCUAUGGAAGAUAUUGUCGAAGAAGUUGCAAAAUCAGAAGAAGAAAAACCGGAGAAGCUGUUCGAAGAAUUGAAAGAAACAGAAAUCACGUUUGACCUGGAGAAACAUCCCGAACAUGAAGCUGUUGACGUUUCCGUUUUAAUUUUGGCUUCUGAAUCAGUUCCAGCAUCGAUUCUUUUAACUAGAGAAGCUAAGAAGCAACCUAUGGAAGAUAUUGUCGAAGAGGUUGCAAAACCAGAAAAAGAGGAAAAACUGGAGAAAGACUUCGAAGAACUGAAAGAUACCGGAAUCACGUUUGAUCUGGAGAAACAUCCCGAACAUGAAGCUGUCGACGUUUCCGUUCUAAUUUUGGCUUCUGAAUCAGUUCAAGCAUCGAUUCUUUUAACUAGAGAAGCUAGGAAGCAACCUAUGGAAGAUAUUGUCGAAGAGGUUGCAAAACCAGAAAGAGAGGAAAAACCGGAGAAAGUGUUCGAAGAACUGAAAGAGACAGGAAUCGGGCUUGAUCUGGAGAAACAUCCCGAACAUGAAGCUGUUGACGUUUCCGUUUUAAUUUUGGCUUCUGAAUCAGCUCAAGCAUCGAUUCUUUUAACUAAAGAAGCUAAGAAACAACCUAUAGAAGAUAUUGUCGAAGAGGUUGCAAAACCAGAAAGAGAAGAAAAACUGGAGAAAGACUUCGAAGAACCGAAAGAUACCGGAAUCACGUUUGAUCUGGAGAAAAAUCUCGAACAUGAAGUUGUUGAGGUUUCCGUUUUGAUUUUGGCUUUAGAAUCAGCUGAAGCAUCGAUUCCUUUAGCCAAGCAAGCUGAGAAACAACCUCUAGAUAUUGCCGAAGAGGUUGCAAAACCAGAAAGAUACGAAAAACCGGAGAAAGUGUUCGAAGAACCGAAAGAAACAGAAAUCACGUUUAAUCUGGAAAAACAUUCCGAACAUGAAGCUGUCGACGUUUCCGUUCUAAUUUUGGCUUCUGAAUCAGUUCCAGCAUCGAUUCUUUUAACUAGAGAAGCUAAGAAGCAACCUAUGGAAGAUAUUGUCGAAGAGGUUGCAAAACCAGAAAAAGAGGAAAAACUGGAGAAAGACUUCGAAGAACUGAAAGAUACCGGAAUCACGUUUGAUCUUGAGAAACAUCCCGAACAUGAAGCUGUCGACGUUUCCGUUCUAAUUUUGGCUUCUGAAUCAGUUCCAGCAUCGAUUCUUUUAACUAGAGAAGCUAAGAAGCAACCUAUGGAAGAUAUUGUCGAAGAGGUUGCAAAACCAGAAAAAGAGGAAAAACUGGAGAAAGACUUCGAAGAACUGAAAGAUACCGGAAUCACGUUUGAUCUGGAGAAACAUCCCGAACAUGAAGCUGUCGACGUUUCCGUUCUAAUUUUGGCUUCUGAAUCAGUUCAAGCAUCGAUUCUUUUAACUAGAGAAGCUAAGAAGCAACCUAUGGAAGAUAUUGUCGAAGAGGUUGCAAAACCAGAAAGAGACGAAAAACCGGAGAAAGUGUUCGAAGAACCGAAAGAAACAGAAAUCACGUUUAAUCUGGAAAAACAUUCCGAACAUGAAGCUGUCGACGUUUCCGUUCUAAUUUUGGCUUCUGAAUCAGUUCAAGCAUCGAUUCUUUUAACUAGAGAAGCUAAGAAGCAACCUAUGGAAGAUAUUGUCGAAGAGGUUGCAAAACCAGAAAGAGACGAAAAACCGGAGAAAGUGUUCGAAGAACCGAAAGAAACAGAAAUCACGUUUAAUCUGGAAAAAUCCCGAACAUGA
Messenger RNA from Brugia pahangi, 28752 nucleotides. The record is from the annotation of a GenBank genome assembly. NCBI's taxonomy places the organism in Eukaryota, Metazoa, Nematoda, Chromadorea, Rhabditida, Onchocercidae.